ACCUCGCUCGUCCACACAAUCUACCAAUUUAGGGGUGAAGGUACAACCAGCUCUGCUUUAGUUAUGGAUAAUUGGCUUACAGUCUACGGACUAAGUGCCAUUUGCAUAGCCAUGCAAUUUUCCAGCAGCAGAGCAGGCUUUUUGGAACGGAACUAUCCGCCCAGUGUGUCUGAAGAUGCACAUAUGACGACGCUGGAACUGCUGGCCAAAUACAAGUAUCCAAACGAGGCACACUUUGUUACCACUUCGGACAACUAUAUACUGGGAAUGCACCGCAUCCCUAGACCGGGGGCUCAGCCCGUCCUGCUUGUACACGGAAUUCUGGACAGCUCUGCCACAUGGAUAAUGAUGGGACCACAAAGUGGAUUGGCAUAUUAUCUGUACGACUCUGGCUACGAUGUCUGGAUGGGAAAUAGUCGCGGCAAUACCUAUUCUCGUAACCACACUUCCCUGGACCCCAACGAAGAUAGUGCUUUUUGGAACUUUUCGUGGCAUGAAAUGGGAAUCUAUGAUCUGCCUGCAAUGAUCGAUACGGUGCUGAAUGUGACGCGAUUUGCGAAGUUAACCUACUACGGCCAUUCGCAGGGCUCCACUUCCUUCUUUGUGAUGGCUUCCAAGCUGCCAGAGUACAAUGACAAAGUACAUCUGAUGAACGGCUUCACGCCCGUGGCAUUUCUCGGUCACAUGAAGACGCCAACUUUCCAUUUGAUAAUCACAAAAGUUCUCAUAUUUACUGGCUCUAAUGAAGCCAUUGAGUUGUAUCGACAUUCCCAUGACAAUAUGCAUAUCUGUCUAUUAUCAGUGCUCUCAAUGAGAUUUUGUCUGUAUUACCUCUUUAGCGCGAUUGGAAACAACGAGAGGGAGUUAAACAAGACCAUGAUUCCUGUUAUAUUUGGCCAUUUGCCUGCCGGGUGCAGCACUCUUCAGAUCAAACACUACUUGCAGCUCACUAGGUCUGGCCGAUUUCAUGCCUUCGACUACGGGGCGAAAAUUAAUAGACGGAUUUACGGCCGCCUGGACCCACCGGAUUACCCCAUCGGACGUAUUACUGCACCCAUUGCUUUGUAUUAUACCCAUAACGACCCCAUUUCUGUGCCCGAAGAUGUUCAGAGGCUAGCAAAUCAGCUGCCGAACGUGGUCGUUAACCAUUUGUACUCAAAUCCGAAAUGGAAUCAUCUAGAUAUAAUGUGGGGCGCCAGCAUGCGCUUUCGAACGCAUCCGCACAUAUUGGCGAUCUCAAGACAGUUUGAGAAAACUAUAGAAAAUGAACACAGUUUUGACCUAAGAAUUUGAUCAAUUACUUUGAUGGCUCAUUAAAGCUCCUGGAAAUUUGAAAAGAUUUAAAAAGAACGUGCAGAUUGACGCUGCGGUAAUGCUAUUUCACCUGAAUACUUUUGAAAAUAUGCUUCAAGCGUAUUGUAUUUAGGCAGGCAAAGAUUUGUUCAAUGAUAGCUUUUCAAAUUGUUUAA
Molecule: messenger RNA, 1469 nt
Organism: Scaptodrosophila lebanonensis
Lineage: Eukaryota; Metazoa; Arthropoda; Insecta; Diptera; Drosophilidae
Product: lipase 1-like
Exons: 3
Coding region: 64-1293 (409 amino acids)
Molecular function (GO): hydrolase activity, acting on ester bonds
Source: RefSeq, a predicted model, not a curated record